This is a messenger RNA of Triplophysa dalaica, 1649 nucleotides long. RefSeq names its product V-set and immunoglobulin domain-containing protein 1-like. The transcript has 5 exons. The record is from RefSeq and is a predicted model, not a curated record. NCBI's taxonomy places the organism in Eukaryota, Metazoa, Chordata, Actinopteri, Cypriniformes, Nemacheilidae. The coding region runs from base 202 to 1071 and encodes 289 amino acids.
GAAUGAGAUGAAGUAGAACAAGGCAAGAAAGAAAUCCAUAUUGUCCAGAUGUUUUAAAACGUGAAGUUUUCUUGUGCAAGGCAUUUGUGAAAGUGAAAGCAGCUCGAGUCGUGCAACCGGUUGAAUCCACCUUUCAGCUUCAACAGAUUUCUGCAAAAUUGAACAUAUUUUGUGAAUGUAUCAGGACAACCUUCGGUCUGAAUGCCGUAUACAGCACAUAUGCAACAUCGAGUGCAGAAGAAACACGGAGAUCAAAUGUGGCAUUUCUGGCUUUUAGUUUGUGUGACGGGUGUGUUUGGUGUUAAAACAGAUGAAGUGACGUCAGUGUCAGUGAUGGAGGGAGAUUCUGUCACUCUACACACUAAUCUUACUGAAAUACAGAGACGUGAUCAGAUUUUGUGGAUGUUUGGACCUCAAGAGACUCGUAUAGCUGAGAUCUAUAAGCAAAGCAUUCAUAUGUUUGUCAGCAGUGAGAGAUUCAGAGACAGACUGAAGUUGGACAGUCAGACUGGAUCUCUCACCAUCACAAACAUCAGAAUCACAGACUCUGGACUUUAUAAACUACAGAUCCAACAUUUUGAAGGGCUUUCAGUCAGGAGAUUCAGUGUUACUGUCUAUGCUCGUCUCUCUGUUCCUGUCAUCAGCAGAGACUGUUCUAAUUGUUCUUCGGUCUCAAAAUGUGUGUUGUUGUGUUCAGUGAUGAAUGUGACACAUGUGAGUCUCUCCUGGUACAAAGGAAACAGUUUAUUGUCCAACAUCAGUGUGUCUGAUCUCAACAUCAGACUCUCUCUACCUCUGGAGGUGGAAUAUCAAGACAACAACACAUACAGCUGUGUCAUCAACAAUACAAUGACAAACCACACACAACAUCUAGACAUCAAUGAUGUCUGUCAGGCGUGUUCAGACAAGAUCCAGUGUUUCAGUUUUACUGGAGCUGUGAUCCGAUUGGUCCUCUCUGCUCUGGUGGGCGUGGCCACUGUCGCUGUAGUGGUUAGUGACGUCAGAUCCAGAAGAGCUGGACAGAAGCAGAGAGACCAGACGUCACACCCAGAAUCUGAACGUUGCGCAUGAGAAUACACCAAUUUAUUUGAUGUUUAAGAUUCAUUUCCUGUUUUUAAAUGUUUUUUAGAGGGCCACGAAACACUAAGCAACAUUCACUUAGAUGUAAACAAAGUUGGUUGUGUUGCACAUAAUUGAAAACAAUGUUAGCAACUGUAAGUUUUUACAGUAGAGAAAACUUUUUCAAAUAAUACACGAUUGUGAGCAAAUAUCAAGACUUUUAAAGCUGCUUUAUCGAAUACAUGUAUAUGUACCAAAUAAAGUUUUUGUUAAUUGAUUUACAUUCGUAAUUCUCUUGUAUUUAUUUACUUACAGUAAAUAUUGUUGUUUUCAAUAAGAUUCAUGGGUGCUGAAUGGUAAUAUUGUUACAAUCACCAACUCCAAAGACUCAAAAUGUAACCAGUCUUCAUCAGUCCAGAAAGAAUUGUCUGUGAAUAAUUUUUAAAUAGAUUUAUUUAAUACAUGCCCCAAACAAAAAGGCGAACGGCCUGUCUGUGACUUGUGCUAUUUUGUCACACCUUGAAACAAGGCACCAAAAUAACACACGUGAGCCCGUUGAUUAUUAGUGAAUAUAACCACAUCACUUCUCA